CUCCCUUCAUUUUCUGGUUCUCUCUCUCUCUCUCUCAACAUUCGCUCUGUGAUUUUCUUUUUUUUUUAAUUCUCUUUCUCCUCCGUCAUUAGGGCUUUCUACUUCUUUUCGAUCAAUUGAUUCUUAGAUGCUCCGUCAAUCCAUGGCGCUUCCUCCGCCGAACCAUGGUUCUGAUGCGCCGCCGCGACAGCAGCACCCAUCUCCGCAGCCACCACCGGUUGUGAACGUGAGUGAGAGCUCUAGACGGCAACAUAUUGCAGCUUCUUCGUCGCCGGUGAAAUCUCAUCCGCUUCAUAACUUCCCGCUUUCUGAUCUCAGGUGGGCUAUGAAUCACGCCAAUACACAUCGGCUCCGCAAACCAUCCGGUAGAUCUCCACUUCGCGAAGCUAAUCCUGGGAAAGGGAAUCUCGCCGUUGAGGAGGUGAACGAAGCAUCAGGUUCGUCUUCUUUUGAAUUGAGACCGGAGAAGAAGAAGGGAAGCGCGUCUGGUGUCAGUGACUCCGCCGCUGAUCGAUCUGGAACGAAGUCAACGACGGCGGACGGUAGAUCGAAGAUCUUUAUCCGGAUCCGCACGAAGAACAACGAAGAAACAGCUGAUGUCUCCACCGCCGCGGUCUCCGCCUCACCGACUGAUAUCACCACCGCUACCGGCGUCUCCGCUGUCCACGUGGCUGAUGAUUCAGCCGGGCCGGCGAUCGAUGCUGAUGCAUCGAUUGGUGAACGGAUCUCCGAUGGUGGUGGUCAGGAAGCAGACGAGUUUGGACCGAAGACUUGGAAUCUGAGGCCGAGGAAACCACCGCCGACUAAGAAGCGUUCAAUUGGAAACGGAGGUGGGGUAUUGAAGAGCUGCAGCGAUUCAUUGCCGGAGUACAAAGCUCAGGGAACGGUUCGAACAGAGGCAAUUCGAUCCAGGAACUGUGUGGAUGCCAAGAUUGCAACGACAGAGAGAAAGGAGAAGAAACCAAGGUUAUCGAUCGCGCUCUCAAAGUUGGAGAUAGAUGAGGAUAUUUACGCGUUGACCGGAUCAAAACCUAGCAGAAGACCAAAGAAGAGAGCCAAGAACGUGCAGAAGCAGCUCGAUGUUCUUUUCCCAGGUUUGUGGAUGGGUAACGUUUCUCCAGACGCUUACAAGGUCUCAGAACAUGCUUGAAAGGGUUGAUUGAGGACGAUGUUAAGUUAAUCUCGUUGAAUUGGCUUCCACUGAAACCAGAUUGGGGCACUGAAGAAGCUUUUCUCACAGAAUAAGAAAUGCAAUUGGCUCGAAAGCCUUGGCUUCAUUUUUUGGGCGUGCUCCAAGCAGUGUGAAUACUGUCUCGAGGAUUUCAAAGCAUCCAGUCCAACUCCUAAUUACAGCUUCAUAUUCGGUCCGGAACCGGUGGCAGUUUGAAAUGUGACCCAGACCGGCUCUGAUCCAGCCGACUUGUGUGAUUUAAUAGGCCAUUUAUUUUUUUCCCGUUUAUGCACUUAUUGAUCCUUUUGUAAUUAAUUAGUGAAUAGAAUUUUGAUUUUCAUUAGCUGACCUUGCAAAGGUGUAAAAUUGGAUCAGAACCAUUUUUCUUUUUCAUGAUUAAAUGUGUAAAAGAUCGAUAUAUUGGUCAAAUACGAAACAGAAAUAUCAUUUACAGCAA
Molecule: messenger RNA, 1628 nt
Organism: Eutrema salsugineum
Lineage: Eukaryota; Viridiplantae; Streptophyta; Magnoliopsida; Brassicales; Brassicaceae
Exons: 4
Coding region: 128-1150 (340 amino acids)
Source: RefSeq, a predicted model, not a curated record